This is a messenger RNA of Gambusia affinis (western mosquitofish), 2539 nucleotides long. RefSeq names its product junctional adhesion molecule 2a (gene jam2a). Gene Ontology annotation, cellular component: protein complex involved in cell adhesion; tight junction; cell surface. The record is from RefSeq and is a predicted model, not a curated record. The coding region runs from base 384 to 1769 and encodes 461 amino acids. NCBI's taxonomy places the organism in Eukaryota, Metazoa, Chordata, Actinopteri, Cyprinodontiformes, Poeciliidae. The transcript has 13 exons. Gene Ontology annotation, biological process: leukocyte tethering or rolling.
UGUGUACCCGCAGCUGUUGUGUGUAUCAGUGGUCAGACAGGUGGCUCCUGACCCUCCCGAGUUUAACUGGAGCGCCUGAGCUGGUGUCUUUUGACUUGUUUUCGCCAGAAGUGCAGUGAUGAAUUAGACCCCAGAGGACUCCCAACAGAAAGGCUCGCCUCAGCUGCUGGCGCCGAUCAGGCCUCCCCGAUCCAACGCCCCACCAAGAGACACACCCCGGGACAUGUGCUGCACCAGCUGAGAAGCUGGAAUGCCUCCAUAAUAAUUCACUUAUCCAGAUAUUAAACCAUAAAGUCCUUUUCUAGAGUCAAAGAGCGAGUUUAGCAGCAGCAGGUUUUAGUUUAGCUUCAUGUUGUGUUUUCUUCUGGUGACAAAGUGCGUGUAUGUGUGUGUGUGUAGGAGCUUUUACGGGUUUGGACGGUGACGGCUGCGGUUUGACAUCACGCCAUCAGAAAGCGAUCCGCGUGAGUGAAAGGGACAAACAUUUAGGAGAAGAUACUAACGCCGAACAGCACGGCACGAGAAAGAAAGAAAAAACCGGAACAUUGAUUCGCGUCCGAGACAGUGACCGAUACCCGCCAUUCCCUGCCCGACGUCUCCGCCGCCGGCACGCUGCGCCCCGCUCAUCCCGCUGUAAAAGCAGCUCCCCGCCGGGGCAGUCCGGUCGCCUUCUCCCCCCACCCACCCUCGGUCCGGACGGCAGUUUAUUCCCUGGAUCCUGGAUGAACGAUCGGAGAGUUGUGAACAAGUGUGAGAAGAACGCCGAGGCUCCGCGAUCUGCGUCCCCCGCGCCGUCCACGGAAGACGAGACUCAGCCAGAGUUGUGGACGACAAUGGAGGGGACGUCCCUGUAUCUUCCUAUUGUUAUUUUACUCAUGCAAUGUUCCCCUUCGCUUCCCGUAACCGUGUCAACCAACAGGCCUAAGGUGGAGGUGGAGGAGUUCUCAGACGCAGAGCUGUCGUGCCUGUUCCACACGGAGAGAGACCCGAACCCGCGCAUCGAGUGGAAGAAGAAGGCAAAAGAAGUCUCCUUCGUUUACUUCGACGGACGCUUCAGAGGUCCCUUCGAAGGCCGAGCAACCAUCGACGGGGCGACGGUGACCCUGCACAGAGUGACCCAGGAGGACGCCGGAGAGUACCGCUGCGAGAUCAGCGCGUCCCUGGAUACGGUCAGCCUGGGCGAGACCAAUGUGACCCUCAACGUUUUGGUGCCCCCGCAAACCCCCACGUGCGAAGUCCCCGCCUCGGCCGUGACGGGCUCAGCCGUCCAGCUGCGCUGUCGGGACCAACAGAGCGUCCCGCCCGCCACGUACUCCUGGUUCAAGGACAACAAGCCAGUCAGCAAGCCCCGUCACACCAACGCGACCUACCUAAUCAACUCCCACACGGGAAUACUGGAGUUCAAAGCGGUCACCAAAGAGGACAGCGGUCGCUACAGCUGCCUGGCGUCCAACGGCGUGGGGUCGCCCAAAAUGUGCGAGGCCAAGCACAUGACCAUAGAGGACGUGAACAUCACCGUCAUCCUGGGGUCGGUGGUGGUGGUCUUCCUGCUGCUGGUGGUGUGUGGCUGCGGCGGGAUGCUGUUACAUCGUAACGGCUUGUUGACUCAAGGACACAGAGGGAGGUCGUUUUGGAUCUCCCAGUGUCACGGCGCGGCCCACAUCAGCAGCCAAACCCUGCACAGAGCGGACGACACGUCCAAUGUCAACUACGUUCCCCCACCCCAAGAACCCCAGGAUUUCAAACACACUCAAUCGUUCAUGCUCUGAGAAGACGGCUCUCCUUCGACGGAGAAUAAAUCCUGUGAUGAGGUGCCAACGAUGGAUUCAGAUUUCUUUCCCCGCUGUUGAUCUUCCAAGCAUACACCAAACUCGAUUCACGCUUCGUUUUGAUUUUAAUCUUUGCUUUUUGUGCUUUUCACUUUUGCCCAUCAAAAUCCUCUGCUCUUUGCUUAAAGCGGCGCUGUGGUACUCUGCCGCCCUCUGCUGGUUACAUCUCGAAAGUGAUCCUCUGACUUGACUUUUUUUUUUUUUUUUUAAACCAAAGACUGAUGUUUAAUUCAAGUGAAUUUUAUUUCCGUUUUAGAAACUGAAUCUAAGGGGAAUCUUCUGAAGCCAUACUGAAUUAUUUCAGUUGUUUCCAGACAACUCAGACUUAAAUACAACUUACCUCCAGUCAGUAUUUUGUCUUCUGUCUCAGGCCCAAACACCAUUAAAAUCCCCAUAUCUUGAUCUUAGUAAAACCAGGAGGAAUAAGUUUGACUCGUUCAACUUGAGACCAACCCCCUUCCGUCCUGAUGUGCCUGCAUGGUCUUCUUUGAUAAAUGUAUACAUAAAUUAUCUACAGUAAACCUUGUGCCUUUUUAAUUUCACAGUCAUAUCGAUCUCGGGAUCACGCUUUUUUGUAAACAAACUUGCCUUACUUUUCUGUAUUUAUAUAUAUAUAUCUAUUCUCGUGCCACUGUUUAUCGAAUGACGUGUGGAUGACUGUACAGAGUUUUAUUUGAAUGAAUCAAUAAAAGUUUUUUCUUUUCUAUUAA